This is a messenger RNA of Misgurnus anguillicaudatus (oriental weatherfish), 4906 nucleotides long. RefSeq names its product inhibitory synaptic factor 1 (gene insyn1). NCBI's taxonomy places the organism in Eukaryota, Metazoa, Chordata, Actinopteri, Cypriniformes, Cobitidae. The record is from RefSeq and is a predicted model, not a curated record. Gene Ontology annotation, biological process: inhibitory postsynaptic potential. Gene Ontology annotation, cellular component: postsynaptic density.
GAGAGAGCCGUCUCCACUAGCAGCCAAAGCCUGUCCAUAAACUCCAGCCUCUUCCUCCCUCCAUCUGGCAGUGCAUGCAGAAGAGAGAGGAGGGCGAGAGAGAGAGAGAGAGAGAGAGAGGGCCAGUGUGUGUGUGUAUCCACAGGGUUUCGAAUCACAGGCAGAUCCAGCGUCACUCUCUCAGACAGAGUCUGUCGUCACGGGCGACAGAAGGUAUCUCCUCCACAUCAGCAUCACUGUAGAGACGGAACGCGAGGCGGCGGCAGCAUCCAGUGGUCGUCGCAGCAACAAGAGCAUCCGAGGACUUCCAGGACUGUAGAAGGCUUUCGCCAGGGGCUCGGAGAAGAAAACCGGGGCCAAUCGCCUCCCUUGCACCUCGUUCUGCUUCACUUUGUCACUGAAGGACAGCUGUGGGCGAGCGUGGAUGAACAGACAGGGAUAGAGAUAAAGGAGUGGAAUCAGUGGGUUUGUGUGUGGGGGAAAGUGAGGGGAAUAGAGAGAAGCGUUUAUAUAUGAGUGUAUGACAGUGAGUUAGUGUGUUUUUGUAUGAUGGUGAUGACAUACGUGCUACUGAACAGACAGGAUGAUCCGAGCUCAGUUGAGCCGUAAGCUCUUUUGGGAAGAGAGGAAAAGAAAACCAGCACACUGUUUCUACUACUGACAAGGGGAGAGGUGAGCGACAGAGAUAGAGACAGAGAGAGAGAGCACUUUCUGUUAUAAAGUCUUCUAUAUUCCCACAGAGGCUGGUGCUAUUAAAUUUGGUGUCGUGUGAAAUGUUCUAGUGCCUCAAAUUGACAGCAACGAUUUGGAGGGUCAAGUUCUGCUCUUUAAUUUUCUUCCCGGAGCAAAAGACGUGGAAUUUACCUCCUCUCGUGACUUUUGGAGGGACGUGGUAGCUGGUGGAUUUCACAUAUCUUCAAGGGAACUAGAUUGAGAUCAGAAAAUGGAAAGAAAUGACCAGUCGUCGAUUAAAGAAUCAGAAAUUUAGGAUGUGAUUUAAUUCCCGGCAAAGCACUGAUCACAACACUUAUUAUCCUUUCAGAGAAGAGAAAAGUUGGAAUAUUUGUACACAUUUAGUUCUGACUUUUAAAAUCAAAAAGAAAUAACUACCCCCCAAAAAAGAAACUUUCGAAAAGAGGCACAUCUGUUCUUCAUUUCUUCUGCAAAUAUUUUUAUUCAAACACUGAAAGUAAUGCAAUGCUGGAAGUUUUCUUUUCCCACCUGGAUUGGAUUUUAUAAGUUCAAAAUGGACCUUCUCGCCGUAUAAGGAUCUGUCUCUCUAUUGCACCAUGCACAAAUGAAUACAAUCCUCUUCAUCAUGUACACAUUUCUGCUUCAUAGACAACAGCUUUCAGUCCCAAAUUAGUCCAAAACUUCACGCUAAACACACACAAUGAAAUGAACCACUGCAACCUGGAGUUGAAUGUGUGUUUCUUGGAUAUAACAGUCAAACCGUCCUUCAAUGAAUCCAGCACCUUCCCUAUCAACCGCAUCUCUCCCCGGAUCCCCGACAUGCUCGGCGGUACACAGCAAGAGGAGGCUUGACCCCAGACCCAGCGAGGUCUCUCGGCUGCCCAGGCAUUUUUAAGAUGUUGAACCCUCCCUGCGUGGCCCGAGCCCCAGAUCGGAUCAGUAGCACUGCGGCUCCCGGUGGCCCCAGACAUGGAUCGUGGCUCGGUUUGCCCCUGCCCUCAGCGCUCCGCAACUCGGCCAGCGAGCAGCCUGUGAAGGAUGUCCCAGAGCGGAGCUCCGGCCCGGGAACCCUCUGAGACCCCCAGUCAGAGAGAACAGAUCCGCAGUCACAUGAAGAUGGUGAUCGAGCAGUUGGAAGGGAUCCUCAAAGAGCUGAAAGAUGUGGCUCAUGAACUGCGGGAGGUGGUGGGUCAGAUUGACAAACUCACAUCGGAUCUUGACUUCGAUCUGGAUCCAGACGAUUGGACGGUUGCGACAGCGAGCAGCACUUCCAGUAGCGAGCGAGGUCUGGGUGAGGCCUUCAGGUUGGACUUCCUCAGCCAGGACAUGCUCUCUGACGGCUGGGACUUCUGCAACUUUUUGGAGGUCUCCAACUCUUCAAAUCGGAAAGCACACAGGGAUGAGGUGGACGAGGGGCUAGAGAAAUCGUCGUCAGCCAUGCCUACGCAUGCCACCGCCAGCGUCUACUCGCAAAUGAACGGGGGUCUUCCCAUCCCUAAUGGACCUUUAAUCAUCACCCCGGACUCCUCCAGCGAAGAAGCAUCCAGUUCAACGUACAGUCAAAAAACCUCCCGAACCUCGGGGACGAGAGAAAGGGUCCGUUUCAGUGACAAAAUCCUCUACCAUGCUUUGUGCUGUGACGAUGAUGAAGAUGAGGUAGAUGACGUCAGAGAGGAAAUAGAUAAAGGGGACUGCGGGAUCCCGGACACGGACAGUGAACCAAGCCCUUUGGCUUGUUCACCCACGCCCCCUUUGUCCUCCUCUGAUCACCCGCCUGGCCUUUAUAACUGUCGGGAAACGGCAUCCGCUGGCCCCUCACCUGUAAAGGUGGCAGUUGUGGGGUCUCACACACUACCCAGGAAAGGUCUUCUUAAUCCAGGUUGCCGGAAAAAACUGCUGCGAAACAGCAGCACGCAAACAGUAUCGGAUAAAAGCACUCAGACUGUAUUGCCCUACAUCCCCGCCAAACAGAAAACCAAGGACCUUUGAGAGAUUGCCCAACUUUGCAUAUAAAAAAGAAUAAAAGAACUAAGAAAAUAUUACAAAAGUACUCUAUACUAUUUAAUAUGGAAUACAUAGAUAAUAGAUGAAAAACAAAAAAAACAAUUACUAAAUAAAUUAUAUAUGGGAAAAUUUCAAGACUUGCUAAAGUCAUUUUUAUGACUAACACAUUUGCAUAUCUAUUGCACAUAUUCGAAAAUAAUGAAUAAUGAAUUGUUUUUGUGAGGUCUUUUUUGAAAUGUUUUUGCCCCUUUAUAUUUUUGUCUGAGGUUUCUUUCCUUUUCCGAGGUUAGCGUUUUAAAGGGGUUAUGCAAUUUAGGAUGCAUUGAUAAAGAUCUCUUUAAUAUCUUCAUGAAGUCAACAUUUGAUUUAUGUAGUUUUUGUUAUUUUAGUGUGUUAGUUUAGUGGCCAUUUAUUUGCUAGUGUGCUUUAUAUGCUAGUGAAAUGUAUUUUUAUCAGUGCCGGCCGGUGGCGGCCUUUUUUUGAGGGCGCACGAUGCAAAGUUCGUCACAAACAUGUAUGUAGCCCGUUGUGUGUUGUUCGUCAUUUCAAAAUAUGUGUUUGGCGUGUCAAGGGAAUCUAUGUGCAUAACUUGUUUUGUCAAAAUAAGUGCCUGCUGCAGACGCCUCUAAAGGGUUUAUGAUAAAAGAAACGUUCGCGUUUGCCAGAUACUCGCUUAAUCUCAUGCGUAAUCAGAGUUUACUGUUAAGGGAGUGUCUAGCGUGUGUUUUGUGAACGUGAGCGUCUAUUUUAUCAUAAACAGUUUUGACGCAUGUGCAGCAUGAUGCACAUGGUUAACAUGAUGCAACAAACACAUAUUUUGAAAACAUGAGCAACACACAUGACACUAAGAACACAUAUUUUAAAAUUGCGCCCCUCGGAAGAGCAGUCAUGAGCCGCCACUGACUUUUAUCAGUUAAACUAAAACACUUUACACUUUAAACCUCCUAAUAUUGGUGCAGUGUGUAAAUUUUAGCAGCAUCUAGGGGUGAGGUUGCGAAUUGCAACCAACGGCUCAGUCCACUGCUCACCCCUCACUUUUAAAACGCAUAGAGAAGCUACUGUAGCUGCCACCGGAAAACAUGUUAUCGUCUGAGACAACUUAGUAAAAAAAGUUUGUCCUUUAAGGGCUUCUGUAGAAACAUGGCGGCACAAAAUGACGACUUCCACGUAAGGGGACCCUUGGUGUAUGUAGAUAAAAACGUCUCAUUCUAAGGUAAUAAAAACAUAAUAGUUCAAUAUAAAAAGGUCAUUAUACACCCCGAUAAUAUAGUUUUGUAUAUUAUUUUGCAUUUUUGUCAAGAUAUGCUUCCAAAAAUUACAGACUGCACCUUUAACACCUGCAACUGACUAAACAUAGCUAUGAUGUAACCUAAAGCCUUUUGGUUAUUUUACCAAAAUGCACACAGCUUUAUGACAUAGACCACCCAAAUUGUUGGUAUUUGUAAAAAUGUUGGUAUUUGUAUAUGAGGAGUCUAUUCCCAGUACACAACCUGGUUUUGGUGCCGGGAUAAAGGGGUAGACAAAAGCAAAGUAUUUUAAAGUGCCUGUUUUCCACUUUGACAUUUACACUGUUUCGGCUCCCGGCGGGGGUACGCAAGGUCGUUGGGGGUUAUGACUUAAAUCUCAGCGCACAAAGGCGAGAUGCAAAAGGUUAUGUCUCCCCAUUCUCGGGCCCAGCAGGGACUGUGAACUCAAUAUUGCUGUGUUUUAUUCAAAGGGAUUUUGCCAAUAGCACAGCUAAUCGAUCCGAUGGAUUGAAGGCUCAGCGAGGGGGCUUCCGUGCAGAGUCCUCGCCUCUCGGUUUCGAGGGUCUUUAACAAAACCCUGUCUCUCUUUUAGAGCUUUUGGUAUUUACUCUACAGUGGAAAAAGUAUUCAGUGGUAGGAGGGGGCGGAGGGUAGCGAGAAAUGUGUGAGUGGGAGGAACACGGAGAGAGAAAGAGAGAGAGAAAUUAUACAUUAGAAGCAAAUGAAGGCCAAAGUAGCUCAGCAAAAUGAGUGUUUGAAGACAGAUUGUUCUUAAUUACCCCCUCAAUGUAAUCAUUUACUCGAAAUCAGCUCUCAGGGGAACAGAGACCAUCUCUAUCAGGGUGAUAGAUCCUGCACAACCAUCUCUCUUCCCAUCCUCCAUCUUACGGCCGUUUCAAAAAAGCCUUCUUCCAUUUUAAAGACAACACAUUUAUUUCGUUAAACCGGAACCUGCGUUUAAC